Drosophila kikkawai is the source of this 1883-nucleotide messenger RNA. RefSeq names its product Spermitin (gene Sprn). The record is from RefSeq and is a predicted model, not a curated record. Lineage: Eukaryota; Metazoa; Arthropoda; Insecta; Diptera; Drosophilidae.
CGGAAGACACAUUGUCAUUGUCCUGAAAACCUAGAUAUCUAAGAAAAACCUGUCAUAAUCUAAACACUUUGGUGUAACCUUCAAAUCGACUCAACACUCAGUAAAUCGUCACAUCCCGCUUAGACAAUGUUGGACAGCCAUGUGGAUGGAUACAAUGUGGUUGGGCAAAGCGAGGCCCCUACUAGGGAGGUCUUACCAUCAAAUGUCCCCAAAGUCAAGCCCAUUUCGGUCGAUGUUCAGACCCAAAAAUCAGAUGUCGAGCGCUGCACGGCAUCCAUCUUGCAAGAAUCCUAUGAAGCGGACUAUAGCCUGCCCGACGUUCCAUUGAAAUCCCUUAUGACCCACAUGGAUAUCAUGGGGAGGUUAAGGGAACAAGGCAAGGUAAGGAAUUUCCUUGGGUUUGAAUCAUCUUCCCAGUUGGAACGUGUGGCCGAAGAUGAUGCAUGCCCAGUCCCUUACUUUAUUCCGGAACUUGAGAUGUACUGCGCCCGGGAAGAAGCUGGACACUUAAAAGAGCUAAACUUGGCAACCGUUGAAGAGACAAAAGUAUUGGAAAUGGAGGUAUUAGAGACAAUGGAAACUUGUCCUUCACAAGAAGAAGAAAUAAGUUUUCACAAAAUUGAAGAAGAAAUAGAAGUGGCAGAAAUCAAAGAUGCACUUUCCUUCGAAUUUGAGGAUAUUAAUCUUACGAAUCUCGAAGUAUCCCAAGCACCCGAGAUGGAAGAAUCUUCAGGCGUGGAAAACACUCCAGAACCAUUAGUAACAAUACCAGUGAUUGAGGAACCUAUAUCACCUAUCACCAUUGUCCAAGAACCCAUACGGAUCGAGGAACCAACGUCAAAACCUCUGCCAAGUCGUGGUAUUGGUUUCAUUAACUCCUUGAUUGGUCUCAAACCCAUAUGGAGGCCUAGUGUGGGGCACUGUUUUGGCGACAGAGAGUGGAAAAAGAUCCAGCACAAUGAGGAGAUUAAACAGCAAACUUGCAGGGCUUUGAAGAGUCUAAUUCUGUGCAUAAAUCUAUUCAAAAAAUUAAAGGAAUUGAGCCAGGAAGAAACCCAACCAAAGCAGUUGGAAAGAAGCAAAGGCACCUUGACCUACUCAAAGAUAUUCAAGCAAAACAUUUUUCAAAACCAUCAUGGGGAACUUUCAGAAAAUGCCUUGGCCGGCGGAGAACCUGUUCAACGAAAUCCUCUCGUAAAUCCUGAGAGAAUACGAUUAUUUUACAAGCUAGAUGCCAGCGAUGGAUGGUCCAGAAAUGCCCCAGAUUGGGAUUCCAGUGGUAGUUGCGAUAGCGAGGACUCCGGCAUCAAGACCAACUUGAGCGUAACUAAUAACUAUUCCCGUGAAAUCAUGAAUAUACACCAUCCGAUGGCCGAUCGGCAGGACAUCGAGAGCAGCGGCAGGAUUCUAUUCAGCAAGCCUGUAACACUGUUCCGUUUCAGCAGCGUACAACAGGCGGGUAACUUACCAGGCCCCAACAAACAUCCUUACUCGGGUGACAUCAAGAUCUUGGAACGCCAUGGCCUGUACUACAUCUUACUCCACGAGAAGGACUCUAGUUUCCUGCUCGUUUACACCCGCAUCGAUGGCAAUUGGCACAUUGGUUACAAGGCCAACAGGACGAAUAGCUGCGGCUGGUUUAAUUUCAAUUAUGCCUUCUGUUCGGAGGGGACUCCGGAGCACUUUGUGUGCACCUUCCAGGAGCCUAGUCAUGCGGCCGAGUUCGUUGCCAGGGUGCGAAAUCUGGUUAUAAAGGCUCGUUUUCUUAAUUUGCCGCGAUUUUAAAUUGAUUUCUGAUUAGCCACAAAUUAUUGUAAGCUUUGAUUAUAUUUUGUAAUUAUUAAAAAUAUUUCAAAUUUUAGCGAAAGGCGACGAUAUAGUUA